GUUGUGGGAGACCUGUUUUGACUAGCCAAGAGCAUAUGGCGCUGGCAACAACCACAGUAGAGGUACCAGGCUUGUCCAGCCACGAUGAUCAAUGAAAUCAUAUCCAGGUUAGUGUAGCCACCAGGGAGCUCGAAAAGACCCUUAAAUAUCCUAGACAGUGUGCAUUGAACAGGACGUUCGCCACGUUUACUGUCACAUUAUUCUCUACCGGUCAGCCUAGGCGGCUAACAUAGUAUCUCAUCGGCCCGUACGCAACGUCACACGAACUAAGAAAGUAUACCAUGAGUUUCAUGCUUAGGGAUAUGCUUGGCUAGAGAAUUGAAUCUGACUGGGGGGUUGUCUUCCCCAACUGCUUUUCGCAGAUAACAUCUACAUAUUUUCUCCAUCGGUAGUCGAUCGUACGGGUACGAAAGAUGAGCAUAACCAACGAAACCAAAACUACCGAGGCGGGUCUACGGACUUCCUUCCCCAUCGCCAUGCUCAUGUCCGCUUUUCUCGCUAUUGCGUUUUAUGGAGUCAUCGAGUUAACACUUCUUAUUUUUCUUACCUUCAGGAGAUGGCGAGGGCUCUACUUCUGGAGCUUAGUAGUGGCCACAUGGGGCAUAGCAGUCAAUGGUGUUGGAUACAUCCUCAAGUUCUUCGAAGUUACAACGGCAAACUAUUUUUCAGCGACAUUGAUCAUCAUUGGCUGGAUAUGUAUGGUCACUGGACAGUCCGUUGUCCUUUACUCCCGACUCCACCUGGUACUAUACGAUUAUUCUAAAGUACGAGGCGUCCUCAUCCUUAUCAUCGCCAAUGUUUUCAUAUGCCAUAUUCCAGUGGCAGUGUUGGUCUACGGGGUCAACUCUUCUCACCCAGCUCCAUUCGUGAGACCUUACGAAGUCUACGAAUGCGUCCAGCUUACGAUUUUUGCUCUCCAAGAAGUUUUCAUCUCUGGACUAUACAUCUACUACACUACGAAAAUGCUUGGCCCGGUCUAUGAGGCAAAUGGCAAGACCCGAAAGAGUGUAAAAACGCACCUCAUAUACAUCAAUGCCAUCCUCAUCGUCCUCGAUGUGAUCCUUGUCAGCCUCCAGUACGCCGGCCUCUACGAGAUCCAAACAUGUCUCAAGCCAGCGGUCUACAGCAUCAAGCUCAAACUCGAGUUCAACAUCCUCAACCAACUCCUACAGCUGAGUAAGUCCCAGAGUCAGGGCUCACGGACUCGCUCGGGAUGCUAUGGAAGCACUACCUUGUAUUCGCACAAAUCUAUCAUCGACCCAACGAACAACAACGAGAACGAUAUCCCGUCCUUCACCUCAUUCAUACACGGAAACGGUAUCAGUCUAGUGGGUAUACAAGGUCAAAGUGUGAUGAGGACAACAGAGAUAAUCAUUGAAAGAGAGGAAUAUCCUUCCAGAGAUAACGCGAGCCAAGAAACGGAUCAUCAAGGUACUGGAAUUGUAAAUAAGAGCUUAGAGAAAGUGUCGCCUUCUUCUUCACAAACACAGCUUGCUCAGGCUGGAUUUUGAAAUUCUAGCAUGUAAUAGGGCGAUAAAAACCAUACUCGGUAUAUUGUUAUUGUAAAGUAACAGACGAUUGGUAAAGCUAUUACUGUAAGAUUACGGAUAGAAGUCAUGUAGUUAUAC
Messenger RNA from Dothidotthia symphoricarpi CBS 119687, 1628 nucleotides. RefSeq lists its product as uncharacterized. NCBI's taxonomy places the organism in Eukaryota, Fungi, Ascomycota, Dothideomycetes, Pleosporales, Dothidotthiaceae. The record is from RefSeq and is a predicted model, not a curated record. The transcript has a single exon. The coding region runs from base 414 to 1511 and encodes 365 amino acids.